This is a messenger RNA of Sphenostylis stenocarpa, 1611 nucleotides long. The record is from the annotation of a GenBank genome assembly. NCBI's taxonomy places the organism in Eukaryota, Viridiplantae, Streptophyta, Magnoliopsida, Fabales, Fabaceae.
AUGCCGAAGCCUUGUGACUUGCAAAUCAACAUUGAUGGUCGGCAGAUAUUUCUUUUGAAAGAGAAGGUUAUAUCAAAAUACUGUGGAGGGUUUAAAAAAAUCUUGAAUCACCAGAAGAAAAGAUGUCAUGUGAAGGAGUUGGGGAUUAGAAUUAACGAUUUCCCAGGAGGACCAGAAGGGUUUGAGCUAGUUUCAAUGUUCUGUUACAAUAAUGGAAAAAUCCAAAUCACUGAAGCUAAUGUGUGUCUCCUCUACUGUUGUGCGGUUUAUCUUGGAAUGACCGAGGAGGUACUCAGCAACAAUCUAUUGCAACAAACAGAAACUUUUCUUCAGGGAAUCUUCUACUGGAAAUGGAGUGAUAUACUCGUGAGUCUCAAGAGUUGCCAGCUGUUUUAUAAGUACGCAGAUGGCUAUGGUCUCUUGGAGAAGAUCAUUUGUGUCUUAGCCAAGUUUGUCCAGAAUUCAGAUUCAAACCUCCUCACUUCCUCUCCUUCAGCAUCAUCAUCUUCUUCACCAGAAAACAAUUCUGCCCAGAGAUUAUCUUUUUCAUCCAAGAAAACUACCCCAGAGAAAAUCAAGUCAAAUUUGUCAGGCAAGGCACGGUGGUUUGGAGAUUUGGCAACUUUACCAACAAAUAUCAUUGAGAAACUUAUCCAGGCUAUUGGGGCAUACAAAGCUGAUAACAAAGAUUUAGUCCUCACAAGAUUUCUGUUGCAUUAUCUGAAAAUAGCCACUCAAACAAAAGUGAUUAACUGCAGAAACAGCAAUGAGUACGCUGCUCUCGCAGAAACUGCUACUUACGGGGUCAUAUCUGUUGGAAAGAGGACCUUUUCUUGCAGAGGCCUUUUUUGGGUUCUAAGGAUUGUAUCCAAGUGUGGGUUGAGGAAAGAUGUUAGAACUGAAUUGGAGAAGCUGAUUGGUGGAGUGCUUGAGCAAGCUACACUGGAUGAUCUUCUAGUUUCUGGGCAUGACAUGGGAGUUUAUUAUGACGUUAAUUUGGUGAUAAGAUUGGUUAGACUAUUUGUUGAUAUCAAUGGUUCUGAUGAUGGACUGUCUUUACAGAAACUGAGAAGAGUUGGUAGAUUAAUUGACAAGUAUCUGCGAGAGAUAUCCCCUGACCAGAACCUCAAGAUCUCUAAAUUUCUUGGAGUAGCAGAAUGCUUGCCAGAUUCAGCAAGAGAUUGUUAUGAUGGAGUCUACAAAGCCAUUGACAUCUAUCUUGAGUCUCACCCAAGCAUCACAUUUGAGGAAAGAUCGAGGCUGUGUAGAUGUCUUAAUUACACCAAACUCAGCUUUGAAGCAAGCAAAGAUCUGGCCAAGAACCCCCGGAUACCUCCAAGGGUUGCAAUGCAGGCUCUUAUUUGUCAACAAUCAAAAGUUCCAACAAUUGACUAUGUAACUGAGAGUCCAAGAAUGAAGCCUUCUCAAAUAGUUUUGUACAAUGGAAAUACCAGAAGCAGCUUCUCCCAAGAGAAGAAAGAUACGGAAAUAAACAUAGAGAAAAUGCAAUGGGAAGUAAUAGAAUUGGCCAAAUUACACAAGGAAGUCAACGUGUCAAAGUUGCUCUUGCUUAAUCAUGCUCGGGCAUCAUCCUCACCAAAAUUUUGUUGA